UAUCGCUGCCCCCGAUGAUGCCGAGGUCGAAACUUCACCGAAACCGAGGGGCACUUCCGUAAUUGGCAGAGACAAACGAGAGGUACAUCCUAAACGCAAAAUUAUCAAAAAACUGGUCAAAAGGAAACCUAUUGCUACUAAAAACGAAACUGUCGCCGACGACGAAGCUACGUUGGAAGCACCUUUGGCACGCAAGCGUCGCCGCAAGGUCAAAAUUAAGAAGAAGAAACGUUUGCUGUCUAACGUGGAUAAUUUUACGAACAGCAACAGUUUUGAAGAUCACGCACAACAGGCCACCAAGCCGAGGAGGAAGGUGGUGAUCACCAGGAAGCGGCUUUUGCCUAACAAAAAUAAAAGCACUUCGACUAGGGUCGAUUCAACCUCUGCGGUCGCCCAAUUGAGUACAAUGUACGGUUUGGAGCAUUACGAGAUCAUGACAAACGCACCCAGUCAACUGGAGCUGCGAAAUAAACACACAAACCUCGAUGACGCCGAUGAAGAUGAAGGUAAUACUGAGGAGAAUUUGGUGGACCGCAAAAAUUCUGAAGAAUUGCCCGAAAACGUCGGCGAAGAAGAAUCGGAACAACUAUCAUCGAACGAAGACUACGAAAUAGAAUAUAACGACGAGACAGAAGAGGAAGAGGUGGAAGACGAGGAAGAGUAUACGGAAGAAACUCCCAACUUUCAAGAACUUCCGGAAUACGAGCCCUCCAUUCCCGUGUUAAACGAGUCGUUUGAGGCACCCCUCCUACCUUUGAAAACUACUGUUCUUUCCUCCGUGGAACUUUCGACUCGCACUUUGACUACGACGCUCCUGAUGACGCACGUAUACGCGGUGACUGCGUCCGCCGGCGACGGCGAGAUCAUCACCUCGACGACCGAAUAUGAACCGCAAAUACAGACAAGCACAGUCGUAGACUUGGUUACGUCACUGACGACGCUGACGCUGCUAGACAUUGACCCUACGAUCACCGACCCUUCUUUGGACAUAUCUUCCACCUCUUCGCUCCACGAAGAGGAAAGAGAAGAAGGGAGAACUUUAGCGACCCGCAUUAUGUCGAACGGAGUGGAGGUUAUCGUGGCCGGGGACAAAACGACCAGGCCGGGUGACGUCAAUUACAGGAUUUUGACGAGUUCGAAACCCGUGACCUUGAAACCUAGUACUUUAAGCGACCACAUGAUGAUGAUGCUUCCGCAAGAGGCUACAAGUGCCGACGACCGAGCGACUCCGACCCUUCCUCCGAACCAAUUCGUAGUGAAAACAUGUCUGACCACCUUUACGUACCUCACGACUUAUCUGGACAACGGCGUGACGACGGUUUCAAGUCACGAAAAGGUUAUAUCCAACGUGGCCACCGAAGACAGACUCGAUUCCGGUAAAAUUCUGCCUACACCGGCCGUAGGGGUCACCUUGACGCAAUACCCGAAUUUAUCGGUUGGGGUCUUCCACACGACCUACACGUACUUGAACACCAUCCUGGAUGGAGAACAACCGCUGGUGUUGUCCUCGAAGCAUGUGGUGACCAACACUAUAACCGCUCCUGACGAUUAUUUGUCGCUGCUGAGUCCUACCGAAGUCGAGGCUCCUUCGAAAGAGACCAACACGUAUUUCAGCACCAUCGAUUUGGAGAAGACCCUGUACGAAGACGGCAAAGAGAGCGUGAUCAGUACCAGGGAAAUGGUCACUCAGGUGGUCAUCACCGAAAGCGCGCUGCCGAAGACGACUUCUCUCUCGCCAGAUUCGGAUAUAAAAAGACCGAAACUAACUACCACCGACGUGGUCAAAACGUAUUUCGUAACUUAUACGUAUUACAACACGUUGCUGGACAACGGUACUCCCUUGGUGUUUACCAAUAUUUCCACAGAAAGCGACGUCGUUACGGAGAAGAUGUACAUAAAGCCAGAAAGCCCGUCUAAAACCUUAGAAUUUGAUAUUUUGGCCACCAACACGUACUUGACGACGUUUACGUACCUUACGACACUCCUCCAGGAAAACAACUCUACGGUGAUGAGUUCCAGGACCGAGGUAGUGGAGAACGUAGCCACCGAGAAGUUAGAUCCCCAGAGAUUCGACACCGAGUACCUCAGCGGUUUAAAGGAGGAACUAGAUAACACGAUAACGAAAGUGGCCACAUUGACGGACGGUCAAGUAAUGCAGGUCACAGUCAUAGCCAAGGAUAAUUCUCGAAUCGUGCCGACCAGUGUGUUGCCCAUUCAAAAGACGGCCGAACCGUCGUCGGCCACGGAAACGUUCUCCUUGGAAGAAACGCCAUCCGGCUCGACGCCCAGCGUCAUCACCGGCUCCACCAUAGUCUUCGUUGACGACGACCCGUUCGCCAACCUGGCGGCCACGCCCGUUUUGACGACCAGCAUCAAAGCUACGUCGGUGUCGACCGCAGAAGUGAAGGAAACGAAGAUUUCGGUGGUUACCAGCAAAGUAAAACGGCCGGGUACCAAAAGCAAGACCAAAACGCCCGCGGAAGCUAUCGGGAUGCAGCCCCCAAACGACCUUCUCGGCUUAGGGUCGAUAAACAUCGACGACACGCUGCAGGUGUUGACGCCCGUUCUCUCCGCGAUGGCGGGCUACAUCAACAAGAACCUCAAGUCCAAUCGGCGUAGCGACAACGUGACUACCGAGAAGAUCGCAGUCCAAGUCAAAAAGGAACAACAGGCGGACUCUCAGAACAGGUCCCCGGUGUAUAUUCCCGUGGGGGGCGUGUCCGGCGACGAUUUUGAGAUCGCGGAGAGCCAAAACGUCGCGACCUUCGACUGGGUCGACUCCGUUCUGCCGGGAAAGCCGAAUAAAGUGGCUCAAGAGUCGCCCCUACUGUCCAACGGCAUCCCCAUCAGCCCGGGCGAUGUAAUCACCACCAACUCCGACGUCAUCGUGGGAAAAAUUAAAGGACGUGUGGGUCCUCGGUUGCCAUCUAUUCCCUUCAACCCCUACCGCGACCCGCGUCCCCCACCCCACCCUAAGUUCUGGCUUACCGAAAAUACCCACGAGUACGCCGAAAACGAGUUGAGCCUCGAAAAUCAGGUCCACAAUAUAGUGCACGUACCCAAUAAGGAUGACUAUGUGGGUCCGCCGCCUCCAGUGCCUAAAGAAAACAAGCGACAUCACAGCCACGUACCCAAAAGUUCGUACCGCGAACAUAGCCUAAAUCAGCCGGUGAUAUCCGCAGUACCCGUCGUACUACCGGAGGUGAUCGAGCGAAGUACCGGUCAGCCUUUGCUGGUUCAGCUUCAACCCUCCCAAGUGGCUUUGGUAAAGAUUCCGUUCAACAGGACUACCGCGCUCGUAUACGGUGGCGCCACCGAGCCGCACGUUAGCGGGCAGUACUUCGACGAUCCCAGUCCUUACCCCGAACCCGAGUACAACCGCGAACCGCCUCGGUUCACUUCCAAUAGUAACCAGAAGCGAGUGACGGGCGUUAUGAAGGUGGAAAGUCAUCAAAUCCAUCCAAUGGGCUGGAACAAAUUCAGUCCCGAGCUGCUGAGCCAGGAAGUCACGAACGUUAAGGAGUACUACCCCGUAGACUCUGCAAAACGUCGACCCAGUGGUACCCAGAACUAUCACAUUUCUCAAUUCAUGGAACCGCCUCCGUUUGUCGAGAAACCGGCGCCGGUACCAUUCGUAAACGUCAACAAGUACCACCUCCACAAAGAAAUGCCGGCCUCCGAUGCCGAAUUCGGAAGUUUCGGAGGUGAUCUGGAAAGCGAGGAUGGAGAAGUGAUACAGGAAUCCAACGCGAGGCCUCUGAGGCCGGGAGAAGUACCCAUAGAGAUUUUGAACGAAGUUUCCACGCAACGUACCACCCAUUACGUCAGAUUCCCCACGGUCACCGAACGCAAGCCUCAAACUAGAAUCACCAUCCCCAUCAGCUACGACAAGUACUAUACAACGCCGGUGCCAAAAACUACGAGAUAUACGAGACCGGCAGCUUCCAGCGCCAACAAGCCGCUUCUGAUCUUUAUAGAUGAAAACGGAAGUACCAGCAACUAUUUCGACACCAAGAAGAUCAAAAAUAGUAGGCCGAAGGUGACCUCGUUGCCGAUCGAUCACCAAACUUUGAAACCGCGCCCCUCCGGUGCAAAUCCCGAACAAACCGAAGUUCCGUUUGCGAUUCCGACAGAAAAAGUAUCUACUGCGGUGCUAAAUAUUGGGGAAGUUACUCGCCAACCCGGCAAUUCGAGCAAAAUCAACGAUCUAGUGGUGAUGAAGCCGCCACCUCUGCUGGAAAACGUGCCGCACGUUGAAAUGUUUGCACCUGCUACAAGACAUUCCUUGACGAGAUACACAAGACCCGCAGCUUCCAGCACCAACAAACCGGUUCUGAUCUUUAUAGACGAAAACGGGCACAGCACCAACUAUUUCGAUACCAAGAAGGUCAAAAACGGCAGGCCGAAGGUGACGUCGUUGCCGAUCGAUCACCAAACUUUGAAAACUCCUCCCUCUGUCGCGAAUCCCGAACAAACUGAAGUUCCCUUUGUAAUUUCGACAGAGAAAGCUGCUGUUCUAAAUACCGGAGAAGUUAGUUACCGUCCCAGCAACUCCAGCAAUGAUUUAGAGGUGAUGAAACCGCCACCUUUGCUCAAAGAAGUGCCGGCUGAUAUUGGAAAAUCACCAAUCAUAAAAUCACACCACUCAGAUGAUGCGGCCCCGCCCACGACCACGGAGAUCGUGUUGGGGAUGAGCCCGCCACCACUAGCGGCGACGCGGAAACCAACUUUAGGCAAAGAUCCGAUAUACCCGAUCGAAAUGGGCGUCGCGCAAAAGAGUACUACCACGAAACCGUUGAAAAGGCCUGGCUAUCGAAGGUCUACCACCAGGAUACCGGCAAGAAGGAAGACUAGCGCUACCAAGAGACCGGCAAGCCCGACGUUUGACUCGUCUACCGGAAAACCCAGUCAAUCGAAUAAUCAGAAACGUAUUAUUCAGCCGGAAAAAGUAAUCAGUCCUUCUCCUACCGCGAAAACUACGCCUUCUCUGAGCAUUAUAGUGAGCUAUCCAAGCGUUAGUAUUACUGAGAAGAGGGUCGACGAAUUUCCCACCUCCAUCAGAACGCCGUCACUUAGCGUCAGAUCAUCGGAAAAAGUUAUAACUACGGCGGUGCACCACGCCGGCAACCAGAUGAAGGUGGUAGACGAAAAAGUGAGCAGGUCAUCGGUACCUACGAAGUACGUAACCUAUACCAAGACUCUUACCGUGACCAUAACGAAGACCACCGUGGUGACUACUUCCGGAGGUCCGCCCAGCACGAUGACUAUACUCGUGACCAAAACCGAAAAGAGUUACAUCAUCGACACCGUUACGGAGUACCACACGCUGGUGAAACCCACCAGUAUAGUGGAGACCAUCACGACCACAGUGCAACCGAGCUUGCACAUAACGCCCAGCGUGGAAGUAGCGUCCAACGGACCUGAUGAGGAUAGCUCCUUGAAGGACUUUAUAGUUAAAGAUACUGUUAUCGCUAAGGAUGUGACUUAUAACGAUGCCGACACCAUAUUCGUAGUGAUGACAGAUAAGAACAAUGGCGGAGUUGUCAAGAUGCCGGCCAUCAGCUCUGAGGAGGUCGUGCAAAGAGACGAAAUAACCGAAAAUGAAGUCAGUAACGUUCUGUUGGGAGGUGUCCUGACGGCGAAUCGUCCAACAGUGGAUAGUCCGGAACCGGUAGACAGCACAAAGUGUUUACCAGAUUGUAAACCUACGAGAAACGAAGUUUGUCAAAAAAUUGAGGGAGCCAUGAGGUGCAUGUGUAGGCCCGGAUUCGCGAGGAUGUUCCCAGAUCGGCCUUGCAAUCCAACAUAUACGUACAGCAUCAAUGUAACACUGGACCACAUACGCAAUAAAGAGGUGAGGUACACUUCGGCAUUGUCUCUCGAAAACUCUACAGAGUUCGUACGUUUGGCGAGGAAGACGCACGAAGGCGUGGACCGCAUGGUCAUGCAGUCUGACUUGAGGGAUGUUUACCAUGGUAUUCAGCUCAGAUCUUUUGAACCCGGUGCCUCCAGCGGCGUCGUUAGCAGAUUUUAUUUACAGUUGUCUGACAACACCGACGAACGACGCCUGGAGGACAUUCUGCGAAAGUACUUGAGGAACAGCAACUACAGUUUGGGAGGUACAGAUGUGUUCACGUCCUCCCGGUCGUCGGAUAGCCUCAAAGCGGAAGAUUUUAAUGAAUGCUACGAUCCAUCGUUCCAAGAUUGCUCGAAGAACGCGCACUGCUUCAAUCUCAGAGGUACCUACACCUGUUCUUGCAAGGAAGGCUAUUCGGAUUUAUCCGAAAAUAUGCUGUAUCCCGGUCGGAUAUGUAGCGCGGAAAGGACCGGAUGUGAAAAAUGCAACUACCACGGUAUGUGCUCGGCUAGAAAGUACGACCAGAUAGAGUGCGAUUGCUUCCACUGGUACGCCGGGGAGAAUUGUCACAUCAACUUGAAAGCUUUGCUGAUAGCGUUGGUAACUCUUGGCACUAUUCUGUUCGCUCUACUGCUGGUCUGUGUCAUAAUGACCUGGGUCAAAAAGAAGCCGCAGAAAUCGAGCCCCGGUAUGACGUUUCUGCCGCAGAAGAUGGGAAACACCAGAGGCGGAGCCGCACUGGACCGCAGAGCUAUGAUAGAAGAUACCAGCUCGGAGGACAGCAGAAGCGAGACUAACGCGUUACCGCCCUACGUGCAACAGAAGCCGGCGAAGCCGAUCAAGGGCGCCCUCAAGAAAGUCUCGAGGGUAUCGAUGACCAGCAUCGAGCAAGGAGAACCCGGCGUGAUCUUUCCCGAUCAGAAAGAUCGUUCCCUAACUGUUAUGAUACCGAGGGCCAAGUACCAUCCUGCCCCUCCCACCUCACCGAUACUUAACUACACCUCAUUCGACGCGAGAAAACCGAGCGUUCCUUCCGUAAACAACGAAGCGAAGCUGCUGAGUUACUUAGACGCAGGACCCUCACCGAAAAAGUCGGAAGCCAAACGGAAGUUCUCGAAUUCGAUUUCCGAAUCUUAUGUCGUCGACGAGCAGACGAGUUCCAGGAAAACUUCUGGGGCACUGGUGUCCGCCGGAUUCCAGGUAUCUGCCACGGUUUCGAACCUGACGAAUACGAUGUGCACCUUGGGUACCGCGUGCAGUACCGAAGCGGACAGGAGUGAGAACGCUACCUUAAAGAUCAGCGCCGAUCUUCUGUCGAGCACGGAUUCGCAAUUUCACGGUCUGCUCAGGAAAGACUCUUUAAUUGAUGAUGGUACGGACAGCAACAGCAAUUGGCUUGACGUACCCCGAAUAACGACUGCUUCGGAAGCUCAAUCAUACGACGAGACAAUACCUCCGCCUAUGAAAUCGUUCAGAGGCGACUACGAUUCGAAAUCGUCACAGCAACACAACGAUGAGGCAAACACUAUGGCCGAACGCGAUUUAGGGUCGACGUUUUUACUUCCCCAUACGCACUUGUACAAACCUGACAGGGGUUCGGAUAUAUCAGGAUUCGAGUCCCUGUAGCAGCGGGUUCAACCAAACUAGCCCCAAUCGUCUCAAGUGCCUUAUUUAUAUGUGUGACUGCCGUUAGUACGAAUGAGUCUAGUUCAUUUUAACGUGUAAAAUAACAUUGAAACGGUAAUAUUUUAUAAUUGGCCAUAAUUUAUUUUUCUGUAUAUACAAAUAGCGAUUAAGAAACUCCAGUUUAUCGGUAGUUAGGUGUUACUGUACUAAUACGUGUUAGGAACCGCUGCGUGUUGUAAAUACCGUGUGAUAUAAAUACCCUUAAGUUAAUAAGUUGUUAAGUUGUAAUAUUAUUCUGGUCUUAACGAGUAAACACGGACGGUGUAAUGACAUGUUAUAAACGUUUUAAAAUUUGACUUUGUAAAUUGAGUUAUAAGUGCCAAAAAUUGUAUCACUUUGCGAAUCUUGCGCGGCCUAUCCCGGUCGUGUUUUAUUUUUCUACUAAUUCAAAACUAUUUUUAAAAAUAAACGAUGUU
Molecule: messenger RNA, 7959 nt
Organism: Cylas formicarius (sweet potato weevil)
Lineage: Eukaryota; Metazoa; Arthropoda; Insecta; Coleoptera; Brentidae
Exons: 17
Coding region: 407-7483 (2358 amino acids)
Molecular function (GO): calcium ion binding
Source: RefSeq, a predicted model, not a curated record